Molecule: messenger RNA, 1454 nt
Organism: Cyprinus carpio (common carp)
Lineage: Eukaryota; Metazoa; Chordata; Actinopteri; Cypriniformes; Cyprinidae
Product: probable tRNA (uracil-O(2)-)-methyltransferase
Exons: 6
Coding region: 142-1080 (312 amino acids)
Biological process (GO): tRNA methylation
Molecular function (GO): tRNA (uridine) methyltransferase activity
Source: RefSeq, a predicted model, not a curated record
UGGCGGAGUGCAUUUAAAACGUUGGUAUGCGACCCGCCAUUCACGGAAGAAGACGAGUUGCGGUUGUGUUAGUGGCUUGUAGUGGACGGUACUCUAGUAAUAAUAUUCUACUUUUUGUAAUAUUUCGCUGAGGUCGAAAGCAUGUCGCAGCCUUGUGAGAUAAACAUGACAGGAAUGCGAAGCGCAGAUAGCAUGUGGUCCGCUGCUGACGUCUGGAUCAAGAAGCCACAUGUAGUAAAUAAGAGACUGUGUGGCGUAACAGAGACGGAGUACAGGGACGUGGACACUGCGGAAUUAAUUCAGGUUUUAUUUUCUCUUCUGGGGACCAAUAUUAAGAUUGCUGAUAUUUCUAUGUUUCUUCACGCUGAUAUUGUGGAUAAGGAACAUGAAACUGCAGGACGCUGGUGUGUCGGAGUCAGAACUAUUAUUCCCAAAGUGAACAAGACAGUUGAGUGUCUAUACAAAGAAGUUAUCAUAAAAGAUAAUGUUGGGCAUACAGUGACAUUUAUCCCAUUUGAAGAGACUGGCGUGGAACAGGUUAUUGUCAAGAGCAGUAACAUUUAUCAGAUCCAGCUGCAGUUAAAGCCAGAGGAAUGGAUGUUUUCUCUUCACGCUCUGAUGCCUGAGCAGUGGUGCAGUGAUGGAGUAGCUUACCCUAAACUCUCCUGGCUCUGUACUAAGCUCUUGCCUAAACUAUCACGCUGGGCUCUGGAGAGCAAGACCAGUGAGUUUAAGAGUACCCUUUCUCUCAUACCUGUGGAGAAAUAUGGUAUCCUCUACCAGCAGCUGAAAGAAAAAUACAAAGAGUUAGUAAAGGUAUGGCCUGAAGUUACUGAUCCAGAGAAGUUUGUCUUUGAAGAUGUUGCUAUUGCUUCAUAUCUGUUGGUCUUAUGGGGUGAAGAGCGUGCUGAAAAGGGAACAACAACCAAACAGUCCUUUGUGGAUCUUGGCUGUGGAAAUGGCCUCCUGGUUCACAUAUUAAACAAUGAAGGGCAUCCUGGAAAGGGCAUGGACAUUCGCAAAAGAAAUAUCUGGGACAUGUAUGGGCCUGGUACUCAUCUAGAGGUAAGAUGUAAUUGAGACAUUGGACAGUGUCUUAAAGGCGUAAGGCUUUUUAUUUUUUUUUUGCUGUCUACUUUUAAAUGUGUACUAGUAGGUAGAUAGUAUUGAUUAAUUUAUUUUAAUCUUCUUUUUUGAUUAACCAAUAUUGAUUCCUAAAUCCCAAGAAUCAAUCCCAAGAGGGGGAACACUAUAAUAUUUAUCUUUUUCAUGAUUACUGCAAGCAAUGUUCCCUCUAAUUUUUUAUGAACUUUUUUUCUUCCUGAGCAAAACUUCUUUCUUUUGGCUGAAUAUUCUGGCCAGCUGAGGAGAAACAUUCUUUAGACUAGACCCCUAAAGCGUACACACAAAAAGUGUUUACAUCAUGCAGUUGUAACUUGAAAUUUUAACGAGCU